UUGACUUUCUUCCGGAACUUUGUAUGGGGCAAAAACUCUAUGUGACAUUUACAUAUGAGAUUAAAAUAAAUCCCAAGCAUAAACAGAAGUUGGAUAAGUUGUGCAACUUGGUCACGUGGACAGAACGAAUCGGCUAACCAGUGCCAGUGCCAUUACCAGAUGACAGGAUUACAUCAUUCAAUAUGAUGCCUAGCAAACGACCAGAACUGCUGCUUCACCUGUUUUAUUCCUUCGUCAUUACAGGUGUACUGGGCACAUUAAAACCCGUCAUCGAAUACACGUCAACAAACAUCACCGUAGCGGAAGGUCGGACGGCCAUCUUGCCAUGUUCAGUGAGCAAUUUAGGUCGUCAUAAGGUAAAGGUGGUGUGGGUGGACCAAUGGGACACUGUGCUCACCUUCAACGACCAGCGGGUCAUCGACGACAUGCGGCUGAGCGUGCAGCACCGGAACGAGAGGGAGUGGAACCUGCAGCUGGACAAGGUCAAGCACUCGGACCAGGGCAUGUACACCUGCCAGGUCAACACGGACCCCUCCAUCUUCCACGGCGUCAUGCUCUCGGUCGCUGUGCCACCCAAUAUUGUGACGCCAACCGAGGAUGGCAGUAUCACCGUCAGAGAGGGGGAGAAGGUCACGCUGACCUGCAACGCUACGGGGUUUCCCCGUCCUCUGGUCACGUGGUAUCGUGUGCCGAGGUCGUACGGAGAGGAGAGAGCGAGUGAGUCAUGCCGUGCCGACUCUAAGAUUGGAAACAGCGGUGAGAUACUGGUCAUCCACAACGUGACACGGUCGUGUGGGGGGCCAUACGAGUGUGAGGCUGACAACACGGUCCCCCCUAGCAUGAAGCGGACCACGGUGGUUAAAGUCAAAUUUCAGCCAGAAGUCAACGUUGCCAACAAAAGGUUAAGCCAGUACAUUGGCAAGGACACCAUCUUGGAGUGUUUUGUCAACGGGUACCCUCAGGCCACGGCGGCAUGGAAGUUUGGCUCUAAGCAACUCAGUACAUCAAAUAAGUAUAAGUUAGAAUUAGAUUAUGCUGUUGAAGAUGAAAGCAAACUGACCUUGACAGUGACAAUAAAAGACAUCGAACCCUCGGACUUUGGUGAAUAUGUGUGUUUCGCUUCCAAUGACAUGGGGGAGGCUAGUGACGUCAUGCAUUUACUCGAAUACAAAGAAAAGACAAAAAAACCGACCGAGCCGCCCCCACCCACAACAAAGUCUAUCACGACCACUGUGAACCAGUACAUCAUGCAGAAAUCUUACCCACCUACUUUUUUACCUAAUCAGAAUUACGCCCCUAAGCCCCAGGGUAGACAGGGCGUAGGCGCGAGUCCCAUCAUAACAAAAGAUACCGGUCGAUCAAAACACGAGUCAGAUGAAUCUUCAGGAGACAGGAACGCAAGCCCAAGUGUUUGCCAGUUUUUCCUUUAUUUUAUGUGUGCAUAUUUUUUUUCAUUUGUUUAGGUGGAUAUGUCUUACCUGUGGAUAUUAAUAACUUUAUGGCAGAAUGGUGUGCAUUUGUUUGUGUAAGUAGCUAAACGUCCCAUCAGAACAAAAGGUCAGUUGGCCAGACAAUGUUGGGCUAUCUGCCCAUCUGGUCAGUUAGCCAGACAAUGUUGGGCUAUCUGCCCACCUGGUCAG
Molecule: messenger RNA, 1640 nt
Organism: Physella acuta
Lineage: Eukaryota; Metazoa; Mollusca; Gastropoda; Physidae
Product: lachesin
Cellular component (GO): neuron projection
Source: RefSeq, a predicted model, not a curated record